UCCUUGGCAUGUCUCUCCUCCAUCGAUGGGUUGUGGUGUUUCAAGAUUCGACAACGCAGGAAGAGAGGACAAGAAAAGGCAUUAUAUGAGAAUUGUUCAUAGAAAGAACGAUCCUGUUGUAGUAAUAUCAAAGCCAUUGUCCGGAGAUGACGAAGGAGAAUACCAUUCAAGGGGUAAGGUGAAGUCCGAUGGGAAAGAAAGAGAUUGUCACAAGGAAGAGUGCGUGGAGGACGAUGGAUCAUAUAUACCUCACUCGCCAAGUUUCAGAGUAUAUUGCACUGCAUCUUUUGAUGACAACACCCAAGGUGAUAGUAAAACAGAUAAAAUAACAAACAAACAAGGGGAUCAUCAAAGUAACAAGGGAUCAAGUACUCGAUUGGGGAGCAUGACUAAGACAAGAAAAGGACCUAAGACUAUUUUAAGGGCUUAAUUUGCAAUUGUUCAUCGGUGAUACUAUAAGAAAUAUGUUGAAGGUUCUUGUCAAGAUAUGUAUAGCUUCAUUUGCUUAUCCCCUCAUUUCUUUUCAUGAACAGAGAUGUUUUCAGGCUUUGAAGGAACAACACAAUAUUCCCUAUUCAUUUUGUUGUUGUAUCAGAAAAAGAAAAAAAAAAUAGCACCAUUCAACUGGCAUGUGA
This is a messenger RNA of Hibiscus syriacus, 635 nucleotides long. RefSeq lists its product as uncharacterized. The coding region runs from base 26 to 430 and encodes 134 amino acids. The transcript is spliced from 3 exons. The record is from RefSeq and is a predicted model, not a curated record. Lineage: Eukaryota; Viridiplantae; Streptophyta; Magnoliopsida; Malvales; Malvaceae.